GCGGAGGACGGAGCCUGCGGUUGCAGCGCCCGCAGCCUCCGGGUUUCGGAGCCCUCCCUCUCUGUCUCCCCUCUCACUGCUUCAUAGAGAGGCUAAUAGACCCCUGGUCGCCUCCACACCCCUUAUUCUCUGGUUCUGUCUUUCAGGAUCCUCGGCAGAGGGCGCCACCGAGGCUGCGCGGAUGCCGGCAGACGCCGCGAGGGACGCGGGGCGCGGGUGUCCCCCCGGGACGACGCUCAGCUGGGACAUCAACGACCCGCAGAUGCCCCGGGAGCCAGCCCACUUCGACCACUUCCGGGAGUGGCCCGACGGCUACGUGCGCUUCAUCUACAGCAGCGCGGAGAAGAAGGCGCAGCGCCACCUGAGCGGCUGGGCCAUGCGCAACACCAACAACCACAACGGCCACAUCCUGAAGAAGUCGUGCCUGGGCGUGGUGGUGUGCGCCCGGGCCUGCGCCCUGCCCGAUGGCUCGCGCCUGCAGCUGCGCCCGGCCAUCUGCGACAAGGCGCGGCUCAAGCAGCAGAAGAAGAUUUGUCCCAACUGUCAGUCUGCUUUGGAGUUGAUUCCUUGCCGAGGGCACAGCGGAUAUCCGGUCACCAAUUUCUGGCGCCUUGAUGGCAGCGCGAUAUUUUUUCAGGCCAAGGGGGUUCACGAUCACCCAAGACCAGAGAGUAAGUCAGAGACAGAAGCUAGAAGAAGCGCCCUCAAGAGACAGAUGGCCUCGUUUUACCAGGCCCAGAAAAGGAGAGCUCGGGAACCCGAGGUGGGAGAGAAUCAAGAGAGCAGCGGACAGUUCAACAAUACAUCGCUCCUGGAAAAUCUGCAACUGUUUGAUGUAAUUCCUGACACCAGCUUCUCUAGUCCAGGGCAGACUUGCCCUUCCUUCCUAAACUCGGACAUUUACACAGCUCCCUGUGAUCUGGCCACCUUUCAAGGACACAUCACAUCCUCCUUCCAGAAAUAUCCAAACCCAAGCAUUUAUUUGCCCAGGCCACCUUACAGCUAUGACUUGGCAGGCCCUGGAUACACAAGUCCAAGCGCAUAUCCCACCCUUUAUAAAGAUUCCUCCAGCAUUCCAAGUGACACAGACUGGGUUCAUCUGAAUGCACUGCAAUAUAACGUCAAUUCCUACAGCAGCUAUGAGAGCAGCUUUGACUUCACCAGUAAACAGUGUGGCUGGAAACCAGGCCUUGGAAAACUGGGCCUGGAGGAGAGGACUGAGCAUGGACAGCUCCAGGCCACCACCAGGUGCCCUUAUUACAACCCCGAGCUUCCCUGCAGGUACCUGGUGACGCCCUCUGCAGGUGGCCCAGCCCUGCAGACGGUAAUCACCACCACUACCAAAGUGUCCUACCAGGCCUACCAGGGCCCCGCGCUGAAACAUAGCAGUGAUGUGCAGGAGGACAGUAGCCUUUCCAGCUGCAGCUUCCCUUCUGAAAAUGGCCCCGUGUCCAUCUGUCCAGAACUCUUGGACCCCCCAUCUGCAGUCCCCAGAGCAGCCUCUCCCAUGGGGAGGACAAGUCUGAAAAUUCCAGGGGAUUUCUGGGCCAACAGACCCGCUGUGGCUUUUCCUCAAGAGGCAGCUCCCUCCAGGAUGGACGGAGCAAAUCCCUGGGAUAUGUGUCUUCCUGGGCUGGGAUCUGAGAUCAGUUUCUCAGACAGGGUGGGUCUGCUCUUUGGUUACGACAGUGAGGACUUCUGAAUGACAUCCCUGAUCACACAGUGAUAUUGGUGUGCAGGCAGGAGGCGAAAUGCAAAAUAGCUGGGUUGGGAGAUUCAGCCUGUGUGCAAAGAAAUACAGAGAGUAGUAAAAAAUAUUUUUUAGCUGAGGGAAUUAUCUGCUGGAAAUUUUUGAUAGCUUUGAGAAAUGUGGUUCAGCAUCCUGGAACUGGCUAUAGUGCAUAGAAGUAGGUUUGAUCUCUCAAAUGAACAAAUAAACUGGAGAUCAGGAAGGUUAAAAAUAAUGGCCUAACUUCACUCAGCAUAUUUGCUGUAGGAGAAAUCAAGGUUCCUGGUUCUUGUUCAGUGCCUUUCCCAUUGGACCUCAUACAGCUAUUAGAAGCUGGCUAAAUAACUUCAGGAAGAAAUUGCUACAAUUUUAUACCCAGAGUCAUUUCAUAAUAUUUUUGUUUAGCUUAAGAACCUUUUAACAUGUCCUCAGAAAGUAAUUUUGAUAAUUUUAUCUCCAAAGUGUAUCUUUAAAAAAUCAUUGGCAAUGGUAAAGUACAAUUUUUUAAAGAAUUGUAGUUUUAUUAAUUAGCUGAAUCCUUUUUUUUUUUUUUUUCCCAGCAGUGGGGAUUGAACUCAUAGCCUUUACACUGAGGUACAUCCUCAGCCCUUUUUAUUUUGAGACGGGCUCCCUGCUAAAUUUCUCAGGUGGGAUUAAAACUUGCAGUCCUCCUGCUUCAGCUUCCCAAAGUGUUGGAAUUGCAGGCAUGCGACACCACAAACAUGAUGGCCUUCAUAACAGAGACAGCCUACUGAUGAUGUAUAUUGAGUAGAUUGCUAUUGUACUAAAUAUUUUUUGUGAUUGGGCUUUAAAAUUAGAAUUGAGAUAUUUUGUUCAAAUACUAUACAACUUUACUCUUUGUCAUUCUUCAUAAAUGUAAUUAAUAGUGUUCAAUUUAAUGUAA
This is a messenger RNA of Heterocephalus glaber (naked mole-rat), 2633 nucleotides long. It is a transcript of the gene Gcm2, whose product is annotated as GCM transcription factor 2. Gene Ontology annotation, cellular component: nucleus. The record is from RefSeq and is a predicted model, not a curated record. Gene Ontology annotation, biological process: gliogenesis; regulation of transcription by RNA polymerase II. Lineage: Eukaryota; Metazoa; Chordata; Mammalia; Rodentia; Bathyergidae. Gene Ontology annotation, molecular function: RNA polymerase II cis-regulatory region sequence-specific DNA binding; DNA-binding transcription activator activity, RNA polymerase II-specific.